AUGGCCCCAAACCCACUAUUGAUCAACAACUCUGGCUGGAGACGCCUGAGCGUCGGCGUUAUUGGCGGCGGCAUCGGUGGCAUGUCUGUCGCCAUCGCUCUGCGCCGCGCAGGCCACGACGUGACGAUCUAUGAGAAGUCUGACUUUGCAGGCGAAGUUGGGGCCUCGGUGUCCUGCGCUGCGAACGGAACCCGUUGGCUCCAUGAAUGGGGGGUCGAUGUGGCCAAGGGCGACCCUGUAGUCCUCAAGAAGCUGAUCAACCGCGACUGGAAGACCGGCGAGCCCGUGAGCGUGUAUGAUUUGGAUGACUAUGAGAAGCGCUGGGGAUAUGUUUACAACAUGUUCCAUCGCCAAUACAUGCAUGCGAUGCUGAAGGACUCGGCUCUGGGCGAAGACGGCGAAGGACAGCCCGCGAGAUUAAUAGUGAACCACCGUUGUCGCGAUAUCGACCUGGCGACCAACACCAUCACCUUCGAGAACGGCGCAGUAUCUCAACAUGACCUGAUUGUCGGCGCCGACGGUAUCGGAUCUGCUGUACGCGGCAUCAUCGGUAUUCGUCCGGAGAAAAAGCCCUCCGACUCGAGCUGUCUGCAUGCCAACGUGGAUACCGAGGAAGCCGUCCGGUUGGGGCUGGUCGAUUAUUCGCAAGACAGCGCCUUGGAAUACUGGGGUGGCCAAGAGGGGAAGUGGGACAAGAUUGUCCUGUCGCCCUGCAACGGCGGCAAGCUUCUUUCCUACUACUGUUUCUUCCCCGGGAGAAAGGGGAUUAUUCGACGCAGGCCUGGGGGUCGGAGGCAUCUCGCGAUUGGCAAAGAGAUCCAGCCGUGGCGACUCUGGGUCCAUGAGCCGUAUCCCUACCUUCAGCAGGGCAGUAUCUGUCUGCUGGGGGAUGCGGGACACCCGAUGAUGCCACACCAGAGCCAGGGGGCCUGUAUGGCGAUCGAGGAUGCUGCGGCUCUGGGCAUCCUGUUUGACAAAAAGUACUUUAACGGCGACGUUGCCCAGUCGCUCGCGGUGUACGAGGAAGUCCGUCUGCCUCGCGUGACCCGGGUGCAAGCUGCCGCGGCCAAGGCAGCUUAUAACAUCAAUGAGAGAAUCGGCUUCUCUUUCAAUAAGGACAUCCCCACCUACAAAGUGGAGGACACCAAGAAAGUUCUGACCAUCGAGGAGAUGAACGCAUAUGACAUGUACAAGGACGUUGAAGAGAAACUGGCGGCCAAGCGGGGCAUAAGCUAUACAGACAAGUACAUCUGUGGAUUACCGGUUGGGUUGGAACUCCCUAGUGGAAUCACGAUCGGAGCAUGA
Penicillium chermesinum is the source of this 1305-nucleotide messenger RNA. RefSeq names its product FAD-dependent oxidoreductase. The transcript has 6 exons. Lineage: Eukaryota; Fungi; Ascomycota; Eurotiomycetes; Eurotiales; Aspergillaceae. The coding region runs from base 1 to 1305 and encodes 434 amino acids. The record is from RefSeq and is a predicted model, not a curated record. Gene Ontology annotation, molecular function: FAD binding; monooxygenase activity.